This is a messenger RNA of Aspergillus wentii DTO 134E9, 1761 nucleotides long. Its product is annotated as eukaryotic translation initiation factor 3 subunit D. The record is from RefSeq and is a predicted model, not a curated record. The coding region runs from base 1 to 1761 and encodes 586 amino acids. Gene Ontology annotation, molecular function: translation initiation factor activity. Gene Ontology annotation, biological process: translational initiation. The transcript is spliced from 2 exons. NCBI's taxonomy places the organism in Eukaryota, Fungi, Ascomycota, Eurotiomycetes, Eurotiales, Aspergillaceae. Gene Ontology annotation, cellular component: cytoplasm; eukaryotic translation initiation factor 3 complex.
AUGGCGCCUUUCUCUAUUGCAGACAUCGUGGCCGCCCUCCCCGCGGAGGACACCUGGGGACCGGCCACCGCGGGCGACAACAUGCUCGACGGUGUCCCAUACGCCCCCUUCUCCAAGGGCGACAAGCUGGGACGUAUGGCCGACUGGACUGCUGGGUCUGGAGACCGUGAAAGGCAGGGUCGCCAGAACUACAACAGGAACUUCAGAGACCAGCAAGUCUACGGAGCAGGCACUUCCAGCCUUUUCGCCGUCCAGACAGCCGAAGACGAGUCUUCUUUCUCCGUUGUCGACAACACCCGUACCUCCGCGAAGCGUACCUUUGGCCGUGGUGGUGGCACCGUUUUCCGUGGCCGUGGCCAGCGUGGUGGUAUGGGCCAGAGAGGUGGCCGGGCUGGCUUCCAGAGAGUUGGCGCUGGUGGCCGUGGCCAGGGUGACCGCUACUACGACAGCCGUAAUGCCCGUAGCAACCGCGGACGUCGCUUUGGAUGGAAGGAUUACGACAAGCCGCAGCGCACCCGUGAGCCGUCGAUCAACAUCCGACCCGACUGGACCAUGUUGGAGGAGGUUGACUUCAGCCGUCUCUCCAAGCUCAACUUGGACACCCCCGAUGGUGAGGAUCUCGACACUUACGGUUUCCUGUCCUACUACGACCGAUCCUACGACAAGGCCCCGGUCAAGAACGCCGAGCGCAGACUGCAGUCCUUGGACCGUGCCGCCUACAAUGUCACUACUUCUCAAGAUCCUGUGAUCCAGGAGCUCGCCGAAAAGGACGAAGCCACUAUCUUUGCCACCUCCGAUAUCCUGUCUAUGCUCAUGUGCGCCCCUCGCAGUGUGUACUCGUGGGAUAUCGUCAUUGUCCACCAGGGCAACAAGAUCUACUUCGACAAGCGCGAUGGUGCUUCGAUUGAUCUGGUGACCGUUAACGAGAACGCCGCCGAUGCUCCCAUGGAGGUUGCCGAGUCGUCAGGCAAGCAGGAGUCUAUCAACACUCCCAGCGCUCUGGCCAUGGAGGCCACUUUCAUCAACCACAACUUCGCUCUGCAGACCGUGUCCGAGUCCCCUGAGGCCAAGGUUGAGUUCAACCAGCCCAACCCCUUCUACAACGAAGCGGAGGAGACUGAGCCUCUUGCCUCCAAGGGUUACAAGUACAGACGCUUCGACCUUUCUCUGGAGCGUGACGAGGAGCCCUUCAACCUGAUUGUCCGUACCGAGGUGGACGCCGUCAUGAGAAACCCCGUCACCGGCGAUGACCAGCAGUUGGUUGUCAAGGCCCUGAACGAGUUCGACAGCAAGGCCCAGGGCUCCGGUGGUGCUCUGGACUGGCGCAGCAAGCUCUGGUCGCAGCGCGGUGCCGUUGUUGCCACUGAGAUGAAGAACAACAGCAGCAAGCUCGCCCGCUGGACCACCCAGGCUAUCCUCGCCAAGGCCGACGCUAUCAAGCUUGGUUUCGUCUCUCGUGUCAACCCUCGCUCUGCCUCUUCUCACGUCGUUCUCGGCGUUGUUGGCUACAAGCCCCGCGAGUUCGCUACCCAGAUGAACCUGAACCUGGGCAACGGAUGGGGUAUCGUCCGUACCAUUGUCGACCGUAUCCGUGCUCUCGACGCUGAGGAUGAUGCCGAGAAGGUCAAGAAGUACGUCCUGAUCAAGGACCCCAACAAGCCCGUCAUCCGCCUGUACAGCGUGCCCGCCACUACCUUCGAGGAGGACGAAGAGGCCGCUGCCGAGGAGCAGGAGGCCAAGGAAGCCGAGGAGGAGGAAUAA